Messenger RNA from Danio aesculapii, 1544 nucleotides. RefSeq names its product alkB homolog 3, alpha-ketoglutarate dependent dioxygenase (gene alkbh3). The record is from RefSeq and is a predicted model, not a curated record. Gene Ontology annotation, biological process: DNA alkylation repair; DNA repair. NCBI's taxonomy places the organism in Eukaryota, Metazoa, Chordata, Actinopteri, Cypriniformes, Danionidae. Gene Ontology annotation, cellular component: nucleus. Gene Ontology annotation, molecular function: dioxygenase activity.
CAUUUCUCCAAACACUACAACUGUGAUUGUACUGUUGAACGCUUUGAAGAAUAGAUCAAACGGCUUGAAACGAAUGUUUAGAUUUUUUAAGCUUUAGAUGAGCGAUAAAAGGCAGCGAGCGAGAGUCCAGGGCUCCUGGGCCAAACCUGUUCAGAAACUACAGCGGCCAUCUGAUCAAGAUGUCCAAUCGGGAUCAUGGAAAUCUGGACCACAAUCUUUUGAGUUCCAUCAGCCAGCUGACCCCAUCAGAAAGGUUCCUGCAGAGAACGUGAUUGAAGAUGCUGGUGACUAUGAGAUUAGUCAAGGGCCUUCUGGAGUGUCCCGACUGCGACUCAUACCAGGGUUUCUGCUACAGGAAGAGGCUGACUGGAUGUUUAGCAAAUUACUCACUGAACUGCCCUGGUCACAAAAGACUAACUAUAGAAUGAUGGGGGAUGCAUAUGAGGAGCCCAGGCUGACCUGUUGGUAUGGAGAACUGCCAUAUACAUAUUCACGAUCCACUAUGGAAGCAAACGCUGAGUGGCAUCCCGUUCUCACUACUCUGCGUCUGGCUGUUGAGCAGAGAAAAGUGGCCACAAGUUUAACUCCUUACUGGUGUAAUCUGUACCGGGACGGUAAAGACAGCAUUGGUUGGCACAGUGACAGUGAGCUCUUAGGACCCGAGCCCAUCAUCGCCUCUCUGAGUCUGGGAGACACUAGAGUCUUCAGCCUUCGAAAGCAGCCGCUUCCUGAAGAUAAAGGAGAUUUCACCUAUGUGGAGCGCAUACGCGUCCCGCUGGCCCACGGCACACUGAUGCUGAUGGAGGGCUGCACGCAGACGGACUGGCAGCACCAGGUGGCAAAGGAGUACCAUGACCGCGGGCCACGAAUAAACCUCACUUUCCGCACCAUAUAUCCAGAACCAGAGCGUCGCGGUGGGAGAUUUGUAAGAUGAUUGCUGGGAGAAGAACUCAGAAGAGGUCUGUGAUUGAGACACACAACCGUUAAACACCUUUUGGUUCAGUUUAUAUAAUUUAUUUAAGUGUGAAUGUUCACGUUCGUGUAAAUAAAUAGUUUGGCUAUAUAGCAUUCUUAUAAUUUUCUCACAGCAGUUGUUCACAAAAUUGCUUUUGUUAUCAAAAACAUUUAUAGGUAAUACUUGUUUACGACCUUUGGAAAAUAUACGUCAAAUAAACAGUGCCUUGUGGCCUAUAUUUCAGUUAUAGUCCACCAAAGGCUGUUUUUAGGGAUGAUUUGUUUAAUAAAUGUUGCAUGUUCUGCAAUUUUUUCAUUUAUUUCUUGUGGUAAUAAACCUUAAUUACAAACAUUUGUUUAAGGCUAUUAUGGGGUUUGUUAGAGUACUGCUCAGAAGGUUUUUUUUGAAGAAGUUUUUUAUUUUCUCUUUCAUUUAAUUAAAAAUACUGUGAACUGUAUCCUUGCUUUAUAAACAAUUAAGUUAAAAUAAAAAAAAACUCAUUAGCUUAGUGUGUGCGCGUUCAUUCCAUGCUAUAGUUCUCACUAUUACAUUAUCUACAUAUUUUAUGCUAUUUAACGUGCAUUGUAGA